Molecule: messenger RNA, 2307 nt
Organism: Electrophorus electricus (electric eel)
Lineage: Eukaryota; Metazoa; Chordata; Actinopteri; Gymnotiformes; Gymnotidae
Source: RefSeq, a predicted model, not a curated record
UGUUGUUGAGUGUGGCUCAGGUGCGCGUGCAGACAGGUCGUCAGUAUCUCGUCUGCCUCAACAUCUUUACAGUUUAGUAGCUGUACUUGUUGACAAAGUGGUAACAUGAUAAAGGCCAUACUGAUAUUCAACAAUCAUGGGAAACCCAGACUUUCGAAAUUUUACGAACAUUACAAUGAAGACAUAGAACAGCAGAUCAUCAGAGAAACGUUCCACCUGGUGUCGAAGAGGGAUGAAAAUGUCUGCAAUUUCCUUGAGGGUGGACUGUUGAUAGGUGGAUCAGACAACAAACUGAUCUACAGGCACUAUGCCACACUGUACUUCGUCUUCUGUGUGGACUCAGCGGAGAGUGAACUCGGCAUUCUAGAUUUAAUCCAGGUGUUUGUGGAAACGCUGGACAAGUGUUUUGAGAAUGUCUGUGAGCUUGACUUAAUUUUCCACGUAGACAAGGUCCACCACAUUCUGGCUGAGAUGGUGAUGGGUGGUAUGGUUCUAGAGACCAACAUGAAUGAGAUCAUCACACAAGUGGAUGCUCAAGUCAAGAUGGAGCGGUCUGAGACGUUUAUCUUUCAGUCCCCCAGGCAGGACAGGUAGACCCAGGUACUGCGCUGAAUUCUGAACCAAGUAAUUGUACACAAGUCAUCCUAAGGGCGAACAUUUAGAUUCUCCAAAGGCACAAACUGCAUUUCUGUAGACUUGGGGCUCCAUUUUUAUGUUGUUGGUGUGUCUGAUUGGUGAUAAAGGGCAAGUAGUUUGCUUCUUGGAAAUCCUGCAUUCAGGGAUGCCUGCUAUGAAUAAGUUAAAAAAUCAGACGAAGGUUACAAUACUUUAUUCAUGAUAUUUGAAUGAGGGCAUUCAUUACUGUAGCUGUGAUUUGUACAGCAGUGUAAUAAUGUAGGCAAUGUUUCAGUAUGCUCACAAUGAUUUUGUGUGUGUUCACUGUAAGCUUUAGAUGCUGAAGUCAUGCUGAUAUUAUGCCUAGUGAUCUUUUUUUCUCACUCUCAGAAAACCUAGAGUAAUUUUUCUGUGCUAUGAUACUUUGGUGCUAAUUUACAAUCUAGGAGCACUGUUCUUCUCACUAUAACUAUAGAACUGAAAAAUUGUAAAAUGGUGCCCAAAGACUCUGGAUUUCUUUUCUGUUUGAAGCAUCAGUGGUUUUUUAAAUGGUGUUCGUUCUCAGGUUUACAUGGUAGAAUGCAGCAGGUUUGCCUUUAAUUUUCAUCUGAAACCUCCUAGCAAUUACUGAGAAUACCUCUCAUCCAUUUGUAAGUAGAUGUCACCAUAGCAUAGUUAGAUUAGAAGCUAAAUACACUUCUUAAUUGAUUCAUCGUAAUUGGUAAGUACUAUGCACAUCUGUUACGUUGAUUACCACCCAGGCUGAUUGUUGACAAUACUUGUGAAGAUAUCAAUUUGUAGUAAUAUCUGGUAAUGACUGACUGACUUGUAGAAACAUCCAUGUUUGUCUAAUUUUCACUUUGUUCAUCAUUGUAAGAUAACAUGCCACCAGUCUUACUAAAUAAUUGUAAAGAAUGGAAUUCUCAAACUGGUCUUGCAUCCUUCCAGUCACAGCUCUAGUUGUACCAUUCCUGGCUCUAAUCAGCUCUAAUCAGUCCUACCGACAAACUUCAUAGAUAUUACAGUCCGUCAGUUCUUACCAGUCUUCGUUGUGUCUGUAUCUUUGUUAGUAGUUGUAGCUCCAUUUUAGUUUGACAAUUUUAGUUUUGUCUUUCUACAUUUGUUGAGACUUUUAAUGCAUUCCUGUCCAAACUAAGUCGUAAGUGUAAAGGACAAAUAUUGCAGUAUACAGUAUUUUGAGUUGUAUUUUUCAUUGAAACAAAAAGGGUUUUGACCAAAUGUGUUCUGAUGAGCUAUGCUUGGUAAAAUGACAAGGAAUUUCAAUUAAUCUUUUGUUAGUAAUUGUCUGUCAGCUGACACUCUCAGUAUUCACUGAUGCAUGAAAAUGCACAAUUGUUCACACACUAAUGCUAAUUUUAAAGGUUUACUUUUAGCAACACAUACACUGACCCUUGCAUGAACUGAAAAAUGUUACCCAAGAUCUUAUUAUUCAUGCAGGAGCAGCCCAUGACCAUUGUAAAGGUCUCACAGUGGUGGUUCUUCUAUCUACCAGUGUAUUCCACCACCAUGUAUUCUGUCAUGUGCAAGAGACUUGUCUGUAUUUUUAUGGGCUAAAAAUAUCCUGUUGUUGGAGUGCCCCAUCUUGACUCCUCUGUGAGGAUUAGGACUGUGAGGAUUAGUAAUUCGGUAUUUGAACUGGCUCGUAUGUAGGCUUGCAUCAUAGAAUAAACA